UUGUAUAUAGUCACGUGAUUUCCCGAGCGCCAUCUUGCAGCCCACUGCCUCCUGGCGUGGAAUUAUUAUGUUUUUCUUCGUGAAUUUUCCUUAAUUCCUGGAACUUGAGACAGCGAAGUAUGGCCAAGUGCGUGGCUGUUGGAUGUCAAACACGAAGCGUCAAAGGUGUGAAGCUCCAUAGGUUUCCCCGUGACGCCAAGAGAAGAAAAAUAUGGGCUGAGAAAGUGCGUCGCCAGCAUGGUUGGAAACCAAAUGACUACUCCUACCUUUGUGACAAACAUUUCGACGAUAGUCAAAGAGAGUGUAAACGUGCUGAUGGAAAAGCAUUGCUCAAGCCCAAUGCUGUUCCCAAUGUCUUCAAAUACAUCACAGAGUGUAAAAAUCGACAAAUCCUACGUAAAAGGAUCACCGACGCCAACCCCGAUGAAGGUCUUGCCACCAAGGCAAGCCACUCGAACUUCUUGGAGGACCACACUUAUUGUUUCACUCUGAGAUGCUGUGGAGAUUCAUCUUCUGAAGAACCCGAAGAUAUCAGAACACAUUUUCAUCUCGUGGAGCCGGAGCCAGAGUCCCAUCACGUUCAGGGGGAAGAGGAGCCAAAGGCUCCUAACAUUAAGGAGCCAGAGGUUCCCCACAUCAAAGAGGAACAGCAGGAGGUUGAUAUCCCCACGUUUCCUUUGACUGUCAUUGUGAAGAGUGAAGAUGAUAACCAAGAAGAAGGUGAUGGAGAUCAUCUUGGAGGAUCACAAGCAGACAGCGUUCCCGCUCCACCGUCAAAUUGUGACGACGUGACGCCACGCUCUUCCGACGCAGAGGCUGAAGACUGUGAAUUUGACGAGACGUGUCACACGUACGACGAGCGUGUGAAAUGUGGUCAGAGCGACAAAUGUUUUUUCAAGAAGUCUUUCCUAAAAAGGAAAAGAGCACACGCCGGAGAGAAACACUUUGCUGGCUCAGACUGUAACUUGGGUUUCAGUGAACGUUCAGAGUUGGUUCUACAUACGAGAUCGCAAACUGGGAACAAACAGUUCUCAUGGUCAGUUUGUUCUGAGAGAUUAAAGGGACAUUUAAUCACUCGCACGCUGUGAAGAAACCUUUCAUCUGCUCAAGCUACUCCUUAAGUUUUAUUAAGCGUUGCUAUUUAAGUCUAAGUCUAAUAACACACGAAAAGUCACAAUCGAGAGAGACUUUGUGGAGAAGCGACAGUUGGCAAGACAUGCAAGAACGCACACUGGAGAGAAACCUUUUGCCUGCUCAUUUUGUGGGAAAAGAUUCAUUCAGAAGGGAUAUUUAGGAACGUAUUCAAGAACGCACACUGGUGAAAGACCUUUUUCCUGUUCUGUCUGCACCUUUGCGUUCAGUAAUGGUGCAGGCUCGGUGUGACACAUGAGAACGCACAAUGGGGAGAAGUUCUGUGAAGAAGAUUUCAUGCCAAGCAUCAACUCAAGAGACACGUGUGCUGGUGAGCAGCAGUAAUUUAAGCUUUAAAUAGAUUGUAAAAAGUUAAUAUAUUGUCAUGAAUAAAAUAUCACCAUCAAAUUG
Syngnathus typhle (broad-nosed pipefish) is the source of this 1542-nucleotide messenger RNA. Its product is annotated as peroxynitrite isomerase THAP4-like. The coding region runs from base 120 to 1088 and encodes 322 amino acids. NCBI's taxonomy places the organism in Eukaryota, Metazoa, Chordata, Actinopteri, Syngnathiformes, Syngnathidae. The transcript is spliced from 3 exons. The record is from RefSeq and is a predicted model, not a curated record.